Molecule: messenger RNA, 1453 nt
Organism: Ictalurus punctatus (channel catfish)
Lineage: Eukaryota; Metazoa; Chordata; Actinopteri; Siluriformes; Ictaluridae
Product: carboxypeptidase A1
Exons: 11
Coding region: 55-1350 (431 amino acids)
Biological process (GO): proteolysis
Molecular function (GO): metallocarboxypeptidase activity; zinc ion binding
Source: RefSeq, a predicted model, not a curated record
AGCAGCGUUUCCAAUGUGGCGUCCGAGGCUCAAGGUCCUUGCGCUCGAAUAUAAAUGGACAGCUUGGAGAGCACAUUUUUGGGAAGAAAAAUGAGAGGACUUUGGGUUUUGCUGGCUCUGUUUGUUGCCGUUUUCGGCAAGGAGACCUUCGAGGGACACCAGGUCCUUCGGAUCACUGCCGUAAAUGAGGCUCAGAUCAAUCUCCUGAAGGAACUCUCGGAGAUUGAGCACCUUGGGCUGGAUUUCUGGAUGGAUCCCGUUGACGUGUCCCUGCCUGUCGAUGUCCGUGUUCCCUUCUACAGCCUGCAGGACGUCAGGGCAUUCCUGGGGUACCAUGAGAUCCACUAUGAGAUCAUGAUCCAGGAUCUUCAGGAUCUUCUCAACGAGGAGCAGCGUGAGAUUUUGAGAUCGAUGGCUCUCCAGCCGAGAAGCACUGAAGAUUACAACUAUGCCAACUACCACACGCUAAACGAGAUCAACAGCUUCAUUGACAUGUUGGUGCAGGAGAACCCUGGUUUUGUUAGCAAGAUCGUGAUCGGACAGAGUUACGAGAAGCGUCCACUAAACGUCCUGAAAUUUAGCACUGGUGCUAACCGGCCUGGUCUCUGGAUUGACACCGGUAUUCACUCCAGAGAAUGGGUGACCCAAGCUAGUGGAACCUGGUUCGCCAAAAAGAUCGUGACUGAUUACGGACGUGACGCAGAGCUGACCGACAUCCUCAACAAGUAUGACAUUUUCCUGGAGAUUGUCACCAAUCCUGAUGGAUUCCAGUUCACCCACACCAAUAACCGCAUGUGGCGCAAGACGAGGAAGCCCAAUUCUGGAUCUAGCUGCAUUGGAGUCGACCCCAACAGGAACUGGGAUGCUGGGUUUGGAGGCGCUGGAGCUAGUAGUAGCCCUUGCUCAGAGACGUAUCGUGGACCAAGCGCUAACUCAGAGCCUGAGGUCAAGGCCAUUGUAGACUUUGUCAAGUCUCACGGGAAGAUUAAAGCCUUCGUGUCCAUCCACAGCUACUCUCAGAUGCUCCUCUACCCGUACGGCUACACCCAAACUCCCUGCAAGGACCAGGCUGAGCUGCAUGAGCUUGCAAGAAAGGCUAUCACUGCCCUGAGCAGCCUGUAUAACACUCAAUACAGAUUUGGCAGCAUCAUCAACACCAUCUACCAAGCAAGCGGUGGCACCAUUGACUGGACCUACAACCAAGGCAUCAAGUACUCCUACACCUUUGAGCUGAGAGACACCGGACGAUACGGAUUCAUCCUGCCAGCCAAUCAGAUCAUCCCGACUGCUCAGGAGACCUGGUUGGCCCUCAUGGCCAUCAUGAAGCAUACCAAGGACAACCCAUACUAAACCAGCAGCUCAGCUCAACUCCUGAGGCAUCAGUCGAAGAGAAAAUGAGGAGUUCUUUCAAAUUGGAUACAAUAAAAAAAAGAAUAAUAGUGAUUGUCUUUAA